Macadamia integrifolia is the source of this 2028-nucleotide messenger RNA. Its product is annotated as silicon efflux transporter LSI2. Lineage: Eukaryota; Viridiplantae; Streptophyta; Magnoliopsida; Proteales; Proteaceae. Gene Ontology annotation, biological process: transmembrane transport. Gene Ontology annotation, cellular component: membrane. The record is from RefSeq and is a predicted model, not a curated record.
CUUAAUCUUUUCUGAUAAAUCAUUAUUCUUAUUAUUACCGUGACGAUGCAGAGCUUGUGGGUUGUGAUACUGAUCUCUUAACCUCUCUGCAAAGUCCAAUACAAGCUUGCCAACCCAGACUAAGAAAAAAAACUCACAAUGCCACCGACUAUGACCAUGCAGAUGCCCAAAUAUUCCUCAAUUAUUUUGUUUCAUUUAUUUAUUAAAAAUCUUGGUUGAAAAUGCAGAGUAACCACGUUACUAAUCCUGGAAUCGCAUCAUAAACGACUACCCUAGUCAUGUUUCACUCCGUUUGGCAAUUCUCAUCUGGGUUUGGUUAGUAUAGCUACCCUUCCGUGUUGCAAUCCCUUAAUAGAGUCUUCAUUCUGGUUGGUGGGUUUCGCAGGUGGUUUGAUUCCUUACUAUUUAUCAGGAUCUAGCAAGGGUGAUUCAAGCAAUCGCAGAAGCUAAGCAGUAUCUAACUACUACCUUGGUCUUUUAUUAUUCUCUCCAAUGAAAGCUUUGCUGACUCGAACAUUUUUCAUGCGAGCAUGUCAGCAUCAAUGAAGCUUCCUUGAUUUGCAUUCCUGGGCUUUAGAAAAUCUCCUGUGAAAAAGGUUUAAGCUUCUUAAGUUGCAAAUAUGGUAAUGGCAGCAACUGUUAAAGUUGUUUUAGGCUCAAUUGCCUUUGGAAUCUUCUGGGUCCUGGCAGUUUUCCCCGCUGUUCCUGUCCUACCCAUAGGACGGACUGCAGGAGCUCUCUUAGGGGCCAUGCUCAUGGUCAUCUUUGGAGUCAUAACCCCAGAACUGGCUUAUGCAGCAAUUGAUCUCCCAAUCCUAGGCCUUCUCUUUGGGACCAUGGUUGUAAGCGUUUAUCUUGAAAGAGCCGAUAUGUUCAAGUACUUGGGAAAAUUACUCUCUUGGAAGUCUCACGGAGCCAAAGACUUGAUGUGCCGAAUCUGCCUUGUGUCUGCUAUUUCCAGUGCUUUGUUCACCAAUGAUACCAGUUGUGUUGUACUGACUGAGUUUGUACUGAAGAUUGCAAGACAGCACAAUCUCCCACCCCACCCUUUUUUACUAGCCUUGGCCACUAGUGCAAAUAUUGGGUCUUCUACGACUCCAAUCGGCAAUCCCCAGAACUUGGUCAUAGCUGUCCAGAGUGGCAUUUCAUUUGGCCAAUUUUUAUUGGGCAUUCUCCCGGCUAUGCUUUUGGGAGUUACUAUGAAUGCUGUUUUCCUUCUAUGCAUGUAUUGGAAGUUGUUAUCUGUUGAGAAGGAUGAAGAAGAUGUGCCUGUGGAAGUAAUUGCAGAGGAGGAUGUCAUGUCGCAUAGGUUCUCACCUGCUACAAUGUCGCAUCUCACAUCCUUGAAUUCUCAGGAGUUGAACUCCACAAUGGAAUCUUUGACUGUCCGCAGCUCAUCGAAUCUGAAUCGGGAUUCAGGGUAUGUGGAGACUCCUAGAAAUCAGCUAAAUUUGAGCGAAAAUGAAAUAGAAAGCGCCUCAAGUCCAGGGGUUGAGUCCACAAGAAACUCGAAUGCAUCAAAAGAUGCUCUUGGUGCUGAUAGUUCUUCCCAGAGGAGGGAGGAAAGUGUUCCUUCAAGAAGGGUUUUUAGGAGUGUAGCCAAUGGUAUUACUGCAACUCCAAAUGUUCCAGGAGAUGCAUUUUCUUUUCAUUCUUCUGAUGAAAAGGAACUAGGAAAGAGAUGGAAGAGAUUGUUAUGGAAGACGUGUGUUUAUCUUGUUACUAUUGGAAUGCUCAUUUCUCUGCUGAUGGGUCUAAACAUGUCUUGGACAGCAAUCACUGCUGCGCUUGCUCUUGUGGUUCUUGAUUUCAAGGAUGCACGCCCGUGCCUUGAAAAGGUCUCAUAUUCACUUUUGAUCUUCUUUUGUGGGAUGUUUAUCACAGUUGAUGGCUUCAACAAAACUGGAAUACCAAGUGCUAUAUGGGAUUUUAUGGAGCCAUAUGCACAAAUAAAUCAUGCCAGUGGGAUUGCUGUACUUGCCAUAGUCAUACUUGUCCUCUCAAAUUUUGCUUCAAAUGUACCUACUG